AUGACUAUUGAUACCAAGCCACCUUCCGUCACCCUGGUGCAAGGUCAUGUGGUGGGGACCCAGCUCAACGACUCUUUUCCCCAACCUGUAGACGCCUUCUUGGGAGUCCCAUAUGCCCUUCCUCCUGUAGGAGAUCUACGCUUCAGACCAGCAGUCAAGGUUUCGAGCUCACUAGAUACUUUUGAUGCGUCCAAGUAUGGCCCUGCGGCUCCUGGAAAGGCACUUCUCUCUGGAGGACCGAAGCUUGUUCAAAGUGAAGACUGCUUGACAGCGAACAUCUUUCGACCGACUGGGAGCAAGGAUACUGGCAAGCUCCCUGUCGCAGUCUAUUUCCACGGUGGUGCUUUCAAUCGGGGAUCGGCAGCCAUGCACAAUACCGCGUCCAUGGUGGCUUGGUCAGAACGCCCUUUCGUUGCCGUGAGCUUUGGUUAUCGCAUUGGAGCUCUUGGGUUUCUGCCUUCGAGUCUUUCGCAGAAGGAGGGGUUGCUAAAUCUCGGAUUGCGUGAUCAGGUGCAUCUACUGCAGUGGGUUCAAGAGAAUAUCGCCAAUUUCGGCGGUGACCCUGCCAACGUCACUUUGUUUGGCCUUUCUGCGGGGGCACAUUCAAUUGGUCACCACCUCCUCAAUUACGACGAACACAAAUUGCCAUUGUUCCAUCGUGUCAUCAUCGAGUCUGGAGCACCGACUUCCCGUGCUGUUCGCCCAUAUAACGCCAAGGUUCAUGAGGACCAAUUUGCAGGCUUCCUACGAGAGGUCGGUUGCCCAGAAGAUCUAGCCGAAGAGGAAAUAUUCCCCUUUCUACGUUCGCUUCCCAGCUUGACUGUCACAAAUGCUCAAACGGCUGUUUUUGACAAGUACAACCCCUCCCUUCGGUGGGCAUUCCAGCCCGUUAUUGAUGGAGAUAUUAUCCCGCGCAAGCCCCUCGAGGCAUGGCAAUCAGAAGUCUGGAAUAAAGUACCCAUCAUGACCGGGUUCAACAGCAAUGAGGGAACAAUGUACGUGGACAAGAAAAUGUCCAAUUCCACCCAGUUCCGCGACUUCUGGAACAAUCUUCUGCCUGAGCUCUCGUCGUCUGAUCUAGAUACAAUUGAAAAGCUCUAUCCCGACCCAGCCGUUGAUUCCACAUCACCCUAUGUUGAAAGAAGACAGGGCGAGGGCCUCGGACCUCAAUAUAAGCGCAUUGAAGCUGCCUACGGACACUAUGCAUACGUGGCACCGGUCCGCCAGACAGCAGAAUUCGCAUCAUCCCAAGGUGCUCCUGUGUACCUUUAUCACUGGGCGCUACCUAGAACUGUUGUCGGUCGAGCGAACCAUGCCGAUAAUAUGUAUUAUGAGACCUAUAAUAGUGACAUUACGGGGAUUUCAGAAUCACAAAAAGAGCUGUCUGGCACACUUCAUGCCUAUUUGACUAGUUUCAUUACAACUGGUGAUCCAAAUGCUGUGUCUGGUCGAUAUGGGAAAAGACCAGAAUGGAAGUCAUUCCAGCCGGCUGAUAAAAGGGUGAUGAUCUUUGGAGAGGGUAAUGAUGAAUUGAUCGGAGGUGACGUUGCUCCUCCUGCGAAAUGUGUUGCGGAUGAUUGGGCAAGAGAAGAGACUGAAUUUUGGUGGUCGAAAGUUCCGAUUUCCCAGCUUGCCUGA
This is a messenger RNA of Penicillium griseofulvum, 1638 nucleotides long. Its product is annotated as putative extracellular lipase. Lineage: Eukaryota; Fungi; Ascomycota; Eurotiomycetes; Eurotiales; Aspergillaceae. The record is from RefSeq and is a predicted model, not a curated record. The coding region runs from base 1 to 1638 and encodes 545 amino acids. The transcript is spliced from 2 exons.